AUGAUUAGUGUUCCAAGCUAUGAUGAUUUUGCUAAACAGCAAAAUGAUAUAUUUUCUAAAGAUUUUCCAAUUGAUGGAGCAUCAUUAGAUAUAAGAACAAAAGCCCCUAAUGGUGUUGAGUUUUCUGUUAAGGGAAAUCAAACAUCAAAGAUCGGCAGUAUCUUAGGCCAACUUGAAGGAAAGUAUUCUGAUAAACUCUCUGGUUUUAGUUUCUUACAAAAUUGGACAACAAACAAUGCUUUGGCUACAAAAAUCGAAUUACAAGAUCAUCUUGCAAAGGGUUUAAGUGCAGAUAUCAAUACUACAUUAUUUCUAUCAUCUAACACUAAAAAUGCAAAACUUGGACUAGGAUAUAAACAACCUACAGUUAACGUUCGUACAACUAUUGAUUUAUUUAAAGGACCUACUUUUCUUGGCAAUAUUGUCGUAGGAAAAGAUGGAUUCCUUGCUGGAGGAAAUAUAAGUUAUGAUAUUCUUAACGGCUCAAUUACCGACUAUGCAGCAUCUAUAGGAUGCAUUCAACCCCAAUAUUCGAUUGCUGUUCAAGCUACGCAAAAUCUCAGCGUAUUUUCAGCAUCUUAUUAUCAUCGUGUGAAUUCACUUACAGAAGUCGCUGGAAGAAUGACAUGGGAUACUAAAAAACCGUCUAGUAUGAUUGCUCUUGAAGUAGGCACAAAACAUUUCCUUGAUAAAGAUGUUUUUGUCAAAGCUAAAAUCAAUAACGAUGGUAUUGCAGGGCUUUCCUAUACACAAACUCUUUAUUCUGGUAUUAAAGUCGGACUCGGUUUGUCUUUGGAUACUCAGCGAUUAUCAGAAGCUGCCCAUAAAAUUGGCAUGUCUAUUACUAUUCAAAGCUAA
Molecule: messenger RNA, 858 nt
Organism: Pneumocystis jirovecii RU7
Lineage: Eukaryota; Fungi; Ascomycota; Pneumocystomycetes; Pneumocystales; Pneumocystaceae
Exons: 7
Coding region: 1-858 (285 amino acids)
Biological process (GO): monoatomic anion transmembrane transport
Cellular component (GO): mitochondrial outer membrane
Molecular function (GO): voltage-gated monoatomic anion channel activity
Source: RefSeq, a predicted model, not a curated record